This is a messenger RNA of Babesia microti strain RI, 690 nucleotides long. RefSeq lists its product as hypothetical. NCBI's taxonomy places the organism in Eukaryota, Apicomplexa, Aconoidasida, Piroplasmida, Babesiidae. The record is from RefSeq and is a predicted model, not a curated record. Gene Ontology annotation, molecular function: ribosomal large subunit binding. The coding region runs from base 1 to 690 and encodes 229 amino acids. Gene Ontology annotation, biological process: translation. The transcript is spliced from 4 exons.
AUGCAGCAGAGAUGUAUAAACCGCCCAGCCAUUAUCGCAUCAUUUGCUUUGUUUAUAUGUAACAAUUCGUUAGAUAAGUUUGCAAAUAGUCACUUGGCUAGGAAGAGGCAAAAUACCUCAGAAAUAGAAUACACGGACUCUGAGAAUCUCGAAUUAGUCGAUAGUAUCAUGGAUAACCUCUCGAAAAAAUUGAAACAAUCAAAUGAAUUUCUAAUUUCUGAACUUGAAAAAUUACCCACUAACAAGGCAAACCCCCGACUGGUUGAGAAUCUGAUACUAGAUUGCGAAAAAAAACCUAUCAAAUACCUAGCAAGAACUACUGUUAAUCAGUCCACCAUAAAGAUACAGCCGUACAAUAAGGAACAUGUAAAGCACUUGCUUGAUCUUGUGCAUAAGACAUUUCCUGAAUCGCAAACAAAAAGUGACAGCGAAAAUGUAUGGAUCACCAUAUCCGCCCUUAGUGAUGAUCUAAAGGAAGGGGUAAAGGCUGCCGUAAAAGAAUUGUUGCUCAAUACAAAAAAUAAACAUCGAGUCGCCAGACAAGAUGCGAUAAAUGCGUUGAAGAAUGCAAAAGAUAGGCUCAGUGAUGACUUCUACCAUAUGAAACUUCAGGAAGUCGAUGAAACUUCCAAAAAACUCUAUGGUGAAGUGGAGAAGUUGUGCAAUAAAAAAAUUGAAUUGUCAGCAUAA